This is a messenger RNA of Alternaria alternata, 2197 nucleotides long. RefSeq names its product MFS general substrate transporter. Gene Ontology annotation, biological process: transmembrane transport. The record is from RefSeq and is a predicted model, not a curated record. Gene Ontology annotation, molecular function: transmembrane transporter activity. Bases 495 to 2003 code for a protein of 502 amino acids. The transcript has 5 exons. Lineage: Eukaryota; Fungi; Ascomycota; Dothideomycetes; Pleosporales; Pleosporaceae. Gene Ontology annotation, cellular component: membrane.
AAUUCUAGACUCAGUCCUUCUCCAACUGUCGGAUCCGUUACCAUCUUGGAACAGCUGGUUGCAGUCGUAGACGCGUCUGUUUCGCUGCACAACGUUUCACGAGCUUCGUGAUCGACUCGGUGACCGUUCACGAUCUCCACACUGCUGCAGCGCGACCACACGAUAAGUACUCCGUCGCCUGUGAUAGGCUCCAAGUCGGAGCCGGUGGUUCUUUAUCAGGUGUGAUAUGGUAAUUAUGCGCUUUACAAUUUAUCAGCGAUUGCGCCCUCAGCCCUUUGAUUUGGCUAGUCGCUUUCGUUGAGCACUUCGUGGACUACCGCUUAAGGGCACAAAGUUUUCAUACAAUCAGUGCUCGGUAGACCUUCUCAUUUAUGACUCUACCUUUUUGAAAAUCUUCAACACUCUUUACAGCCUGAACUCUACAAUUGAAAAGCAAUUGUUUUCAAGUCGCACAGCCCGAUAUCCUCUCCCCGCAGAUUGAGGGUAUCGACAACAUGUCUGCAUUCCAUAAGUUCUUCGAUAUACAACCCGUGUCGAACAUUACCAACCCGGAACCAACAUAUCAAAAGAGCAAAAGCAAAGCACCUCAAACACUUGGUGAUGUAGGUGUAUUGCCGGAAGUUGAACUCACGGACUUUGCUUCUCGCAAUACAGACAAUGGUCGCCAGGCUUCAGUCUCGGAAUUUGAUAUGCCAAAGGGUGCGCAAACCCCCAAGACUCCCAAUGAGCUUGAGAUGAGUCGCCCGGCUACACCGACUCGAGAAGAUGCGGUUGGCAGGGAGAGGAUGUGGAACGCUGAGCCCAUGACCAAAUGGAGGAUCUUGUGCUGCUGCAUGAUCUAUUUCUCAAACGGAAUAAACGAUUCAGUUGUUGGCGCUUUGAUCCCAUACAUGGAGUCGUACUACCACAUCUCAUACUCGAUCAUGUCUCUGGUCUUUGUCGGCAAUGCCAUCGGUUUUAUCUCUGCUGCCUUUUUCACCAAUUCAAUUUUGGGAAAGUUCGGAAGAGCAAAGACGUUGAUAUUCGCAGAGUUGAUACAACUAUCUGCAUAUAUUAUCCUUGUGUGCACGCCUCCUUAUCCUCUCGUCAUCGUAUCCUUUUUCUUAUUAGGAUUUGGUGCCGCUAUCAACCUAGCACUCAACAACGUGUACUGCGCGAAUACGCAUCCACCCAGUGUCAUUCUUGGCCUGGCGCAUGGUAGUUAUGGCGUCGGAGGAAUAAUAGCACCUAUCAUCGGGACAGCGAUUGUUUCGCAAGGAAUCCUGUGGUCACGCUUCUACUUCAUAUGCGUCGGGCUGCGACUUUGCUGCAUCGCCUUCGCCGCAUGGUCCUUCUGGUCAUACAGGGAAGACUCUGAGGAGACCCUCUUGGAAGCCACGACCAGCAGGCAAACUUCCGCAGAGAAUGCCGCGUCAAAGCUGAAGAACUUAAAGCUCGCCUUGAAGAACAAGGUGACCAUAUUCGGGGCACUGUUCAUUUUCGCAUACCAAGGAGCCGAAGUGAGCAUCUCAGGCUGGUUCAUCUCGUACCUCAUCAACUACCGUAAUGGGGACCCUGCGAAGGUUGGAUACGUCACAGCAGGCUUCUGGGCUGGAAUCACUCUUGGCCGUUUUGUACUCACUCAUGCUGCACCCAAAAUAGGAGAGAAGAAAUUCGUCGUCAUUCUCACAAUUGGAACAGUAGGCCUUCAGCUUCUGGCAUGGUUGACGCCGAACUUGAUUGGAAAUGCGGUCGCUGUAUGCUUGCUGGGUUUGUUGUUGGGCCCUGUCUACCCUUGUGCGCAGACCAUCUUUUCUCGUCUCAUGCCUCGUCAUGUUCAAACAACUGCAAUCGGCUUCAUAGGCGGUGCAGGAAGUUCAGGCGGUGCAGUCGCUCCAUUCACAACUGGUGUCCUCGCACAAGCCUCUGGUACUUGGGUGCUUCACCCUGUUGCAAUUGGUAUGUAUGCCGUCAUGAUGGUUUGCUGGUUCGCAUUGCCCAAGGUGCGCAAGCGAACUGAGUAGAGUUACCGAUCUUGCGACAAUGUCGGGGUCAGUGGACGCCGCAACCGAAAUGUUCGUCUGAUACGAGAAACGCCAUGACAUCAUCUCGAUAACCGCGUUCCUUACGGGGUCCACGGAACGCGUUGCUUGUGCACCAACAAAACGACCACAUCAGCGCUUCUAGUAUAUAUGAAGACAGUUUUACUUUUCUUGAA